Molecule: messenger RNA, 1251 nt
Organism: Monascus purpureus
Lineage: Eukaryota; Fungi; Ascomycota; Eurotiomycetes; Eurotiales; Aspergillaceae
Source: the annotation of a GenBank genome assembly
AUGGACAUUAACUCAAUUCCGAACGAUACAUCAGUCAGCGGGCUGGACAGGAAACGCAAACACAAGCAUAAGGACCCCUCUUCACCGUCGAAGAAGCGAAAACACAUCGAGUCCAGUUUGAUCGCGGAUCAAGCCAGUCCGCAGGACAAGAAGAGCAAGAAAUCAUCCAAGGAGAAAAGGAAGAGCAAACAUGGAACAUCCUCUGAGAUUGCAUCGUCGAAUUCAAUCUCGUGUUCACCGUUCAGCCUGACCACAGCAACGCUCUAUCUCCCUCUGCCACCUAUUUCUCUCUCCCCUACACAUGCCCUGGCAUCGCUUCUGGCGGAACACCUAUCCCCGCUCCUCCUCACUUACUAUCCCCCCUUGAAGGGGAUUGUUCUAGCAUACUCGAAUGCAUCGAUAUCGGAAACCCCGCCGACGAGACCACCAUCUGAUGCCCAUGACCAAAGUGAUAACCCCCAGCCCUUGACUCUCGCAACCGCCGCAAACGAGUAUGGCGUUCUCUACAUCUACCUGACUGCAACCUUCCUGGUGUUUCGCCCACAACGUGGCCAAGUGUUGGAGGGACUAGUUAAUGUGCAAUCGGAAGGAUUUUUGGGCGCAGUUGUCUUCAAUCUCUUCUCCGUCGGCAUAGAACGGAAAAGACUCCCAGCAAACUGGAAAUGGAUCCCUCCAGGCGAGGAAGACAGUGGGAAGAAGAAAAAUAAUUCGACAGAGGACGGAAAUGAUGACUCCAACUCCUCUUCUCCAUCGUCCAACUUCGACCCUGAAAAGGAAUACUUCAAUCUUUCUGCCUCCCCGGAUUCGGAUGGCGUCGAUACUCUCGGUCAAGACCCAUCCUCUGAAGGCCCCGACGAGUCUGCUGCGGGAUACUUCCAGUCAGUGUCUGGCCACCGCGUCCGCGGUACGGUUCGAUUCCGCGUCGUCGAUAUAGAUGUUAUCCCUGGUUCUGAACGGGAUCGCGGAUUCAUCAGCAUUGAAGGCACAAUGCUAUCACCCGAGGAAGAAAUGGAUGUUGUCAGUGAUGAGCGCAAUGGAGUCCGGUCAUCUUCUGUUACCCCAGGACGUCGUGAACGGUCCAGCUCCGUGACGGGUUCCUUGGCCGAGUCAGCAUCGACCCAUCAAGACCAUGCAACUGGAGAAUCACAAUCACCAAGCAAGAAAGGAUCCAAGGAUUCUAAGGUCGGCGAUGAAAAGGACAAGGAAAAGAAGCGCAAAUCCAAGAAGAAGGAGAAGGGGAAGGAGAAAUAA